AGAUCUAUAGCUCAACACACACACUGACAGUGACUUGUUAUUACAGGCCUAGAAUGUUUUGAUGAGCUGUUUAUUUAUUGAACCUUCAUCAUCUACUGAGUUUAUAUACUUAUAGAUCUAGUUAGAUAUAAUACUCUACUGUCUCUACUAUAGCUAGUUGUAAGUACCAUAGCACGUAAAAAGAUUGUAUAUAAAGCAACAGUAUAAAAGUGCCCAUCAAGUAUUAUUAGCGGUUUGUGAGUGACCUCAGUCUGUGGAAAUGAGCAACUUCAGAGUGAUCCGUACCUCAGAGCUAAAGACUGCCCCGGAUGUGAGAGCUAGAGAUCGGCGAAAGUUCUCAAAGACAAAUCACAGUCUUAUACCAGUUUUAGAGAGACGAAGAAUGUUUGAAGAGGUAGAUUCGGGUGAAAAGUAUGGUGGUUCUAACACCAGAAGAGGGAGCCGCCUCUCAACACGGAAAGACAUCACAAGGUCUAGUUCACUACGCUCUUCCAAGAGAUUCAAAACAGAAGAUGGCUCUCCCAUACUCAAGAACAAGCAGCUCAGCCAAAACGGCCUGCCCCUAUGGCAGCGACUAAAGAACUUUGGUCAUUAUGAUACACAGAGUAUGACUUUGGACUCCUUACAGGGAUCUUCUGACCAGUCUGCAGCCACAACAGCCAAGAAACCUACUGGAGCUUCUGCUGCUGCUCAAGAGGAGGGUAGCAACACCAGUGAGGACGUAUCAAACAUUUUAGUAGCCCCUUGUCCAACGUUCAAAAACGAGAUUGGAGGAGACGAUGAUUGGCUACCUGAAGAGAGCCCCGCCAUGAUUCUUAGGGAGCAGUUGAGUCAUGACAAACAGAAGAGAGUGGGCUCACGACAGAGGUUGAUUUUGGAUGGAGAUAUCCCACUCAAGGAUCUGGUUGCAACACGUGGACCCAUGAGUCAACAAGUCAGCGAUAUGCUACAAGAACAGAAAGGUCUUCAUUUUCCAUUGGAGUUUCUGGACUACGGAGCAUCUUUUUAUCGGCACUACUUCUUAGGACAAGAUCACCAGAACUUCUUCGGUGUGGAUGAGACGCUUGGUCCAGUAGCUAUCUCGCUGAAGAGAGAAAGAGUGCCUCAUGAGGUGUGUGACUUUUAUAACAUCCAGCCAAGCAUACCCAACAACGUCGCCAUGAUACCAAAGCACCAGUGGAGGGUCAUCUUCAGGACUGGCCAGCUGACUGUCCUGCGAGGCACAGUGCUGGAGGAGAGUAUUCCCUCCUCGUCCAAGAUGGGAACCAACAAAGGGAUUCCCCCCAGGGAUGUAGUGGAUUACAUCACUCAAGGGGAAAUUCCUCUCUCCGUCCUCAAGCAGGGCAAGAAUGACAAAAAGGUGGUUAACGAGCUGUUACGACUGGAUGAGCAGGAGCUGAACAACAAGUACAAGAUAGGGGUCAUGUACUGUAAGCCGGGACAGACCACAGAAGAAGAGAUGUACAACAAUGAAACUGGAAGUCCUGCGUUAGAUGAGUUAAUGGAACACCUGGGAGAGAAGGUCAAGAUGAAGGGGUUUACCAAGUACAGGGCGCAGCUGGACAACAAGACGGACACCACUGGGGAGUACAGUGUGUACACUGAGUUCAGGGACACUGAGAUGAUGUUCCAUGUCUCAACAAUGCUGCCCUACACCGCCACUAACAAACAACAGCUGCUGAGGAAGCGUCACAUUGGCAAUGACAUAGUGACGCUGGUGUUCCAAGAGCCAGGCUGUGAGCAGUUCUCGGCCAAAUGCAUCCGCUCUCACUUCCAACACAUCUUCAUUGUGGUGCGGGUAGUGGACCCGAACACAGACAAUACCAAGUACAGGGUGUCAGUCUCUCGUAGUCAAGACAUUCCGUUCUUUGGUCCCCCCAUCCCAGAAGAUGCUGCCUUUGACAAGAAUGAGAUCUUCAGAGAGUUUAUGCUCACAAAGUUGGUCAAUGCGUGCAAUGCCAGUCUCCGUAGUGAUAAGUUCUCCAAGAUGGCGGUGCGUACUAGGAAGCAGUACCUUCAUGACCUGGCAGAGUGCACCACUGCAGUCACACUGGACCAGGUCUCCACAGGGAGAGUAGCUGGCCUGCUCCGCAACUUGAGUCACCGUAAGCUGCGUGAGAGAGGUCGUCAAGAGUCUACCCUUCUGUACACUCCUGGAGCUCUCACCUGGCCUGUUAAACUGCUCCUCCGAUCAGGAAAGCCUCUGCCGUUCUCCGAAGACCCCGACUAUGUGCUGGAGUGUGCCAUGGGAAUGGCCCCGGACUUCCUCGCCUUCAUGGACAGUGACACACAGGAGAUGUUACUGCAUGUCCCAAUGAUGCAUUUGACUGGAUGGAUCCAGGACAAGACACGGAUCAACCUGUUUUAUGACGACUCGUACUGCCUCAGUUUAGAGUGCUACGAAACGAAUGAAGAUGAUUGUGCUGAUAUAUGGAACCGGCUGCACUCUUUGGCUCCCAAGCUAACACUCUCACACGAGGCUACCCUCAUGGAGUUUCCCCGUGGUCCCAACGGCCUCCUCGGGUUCGGCAUCAACGAGGUGGGUGUGGUGCAGAAAGUGGAUGGACUUGCACGCAGCGUCGGACUCCAGAAGAACUCACGACUGCUACAGGUUGAGGAUCGCCUGUUGUGCUGUCAUAGUCACAAGCAGAUCAUGGAGGUGCUCACUGACAGGAGGAGGCCCGUCGUCAAGGCAUAUGUGGUACCACCCCCUCCUGACAAGAUUAGACCGGUGCAGUACUACCCAGCUCUCCACUGGGCCGAGAUUUGGAGUGCCAGGCCAUCACAUAUUGACAGUGAGGAAAGCAAAAAUCAGAAUGGAACUGGGACUCCUACACAGAAUGGGAAUGGGACUACAACUCCUGAACCAUUGGACUCGAUCACAUUCAGGCAACACUCACGAGCUGUCUCCAAUUCGAACCGCAUGUCCUAUAUGGAAGCGAUGCAAUCUGGCGAUUAUGUCGGCCCUAUAGAUGACUCAGAACCCAUCUACGAUCGACUUAGAGACAGAGACAGAGACAUUAUCAUGGGAAAAAUAGGCAAACCCAAUUCCCCUCCUCUUCCGAGAGCACGCUCACCCUCUAUGGGAACUCGAAGUAAGCCCGAUGAUCGAAUGGGCUACGCUCGCGUCAAUCGCAAAAUGAAACCCAAUCGAGAAAGUGUGGUCCCUUUUGCAAAACAUUUCAAGAAGAAUCCCAACCCGCCAGAGUCUGAGCCUAUGGACGCCAGUGUGGAAGAGUACUCCCCUGGUGUACAAGCUCGGGUGUCUUCAUCCACUAAAAUAUCGGAGCACAAAUCGCACACUGCUACACCUCUAGCUGAGAAAUACCCAAACCGGCGAGCACCUGCGCAGAAACCAAAGAUUGAGGUCAGCUCCCCAGGAAUUAACGAGUUAUCGAAACGGUUUUCGUAUGGUUCACAAUCGAGUACGUCACCGGGUGGUAGAUCUGGAUCCAAGAUUCCAGUGGCAAACGUUCCUCUUAAGGCCACAGCAAGCGCCUCGGAGAUGACCAAGUCACCGAGCACACUACCAGCGAAACAGAACAAACCCGUCAAUGGCUUUGAAAGUGGAGUGAAACUGAGAAAUGGAAUAUCAUCUAGCAGAGGAAGGCCUAAUUCGUGGGACUUUACUUCCAUCGUGGAUAACAAAGUUGAGGACGUUUUCGUGACAAGGGACGAUUCUGCUCCGCACACUAGAGCAGAAAUUGAAGCUGCCGAGUCUUUUCACAGAAACUCAAAUAUUCGAUCAGCAUUUCGACGUAAGUCUGCUUCUCGUGAAUUGUCUCCUGAACCGGGAGAGCUGGACCAAGAAUUGUCACCCACUCAACUUUUACCACCUUACUCUGACCAAAAACUUUCUCAAGGCUCCAACAGUUCGCAAGGUUCUGGUCCUCCAAUGACAGUACGAGAACGCACAAUUAAAUGGGAAUCACGAGGUGGUGGAGUGCCAUCGUAUUUCAGUACAACACUACCAAAAUCGUUUCGUCACAAAGCCACAGACAAGAUGCCAUCAGCCAUACCCACAUCAACAACAAGCCUGAGUGUAACAUCUCCUCGAAGAGCCCCUAGAGACAGGUCAUCGUCCCCUUCUGGUAUACCACAGCCCACAGUAAGAUCUCCUUGCAGCUCAGUUUCCAGUGAGCCCAGAAGGUACUCAAGGAAGGCUUCACAAUCACGAGAAGAAGCUGAUGGCUCUUCAAACCCGGACGAGAGUUUUGAGGGGAAGAGUAAAGGCUCUCGGCAGAUAAAGACUAAGACAGUGGUUGUGAAAGUCAAGGCUAAUAGGAAGGACAGUCGUGAUAACUUACAGCCAGCCAAAACCACGAGACCCAGUGUUCAGCAGCCAAGCAACCACGAUUCUGAGCCAGUGUCAAGUAAUGGUGUGUAUAAGAGUGGAGUACAAAGCGACCUUCAAUCUCUCUCCCUCUCUGACAAGACCUCUGUAAGCAAUGGUGGUAUCGGGUACACGCCUCGUGUGGAGGAGUGGGUUCGACAAACCUCGCAGACUGCACUACCACUGGAGUCGGUGUCGACCCAUAACACUGCUGAACCCCUCAGGGAUAUUGCUAGCCCAACACCCACUGAUAGCAGUCUGAACUACAGUCAACUGAGUGAUUUGUCUCAAGGUGAAAAGGACAAGAUUGACUCUCUCAAAGCAAGAGUGGAUUUUCUCGAGGGACAAUUAGAAAAGUUUUCUCUGUUUACAACACAGGAAACGGAGAAUAAAAAAGAACUGGCUGAAAAGCUCAAAUCUGUCGAGAUACAACUCAAUUCGAUGCAGAACAAAAAAAGACUGAAAAGUGUCAAAACUGCAAUGAUUUAACAAUUUUACGCUGGGUGUGAGUCUCAUGUUCUAUGCUUGUGUGUGCGUUAACUGACCCACAAAACAAUAGCUUUAUACUACAUUUUCUGUGCUUAUUUAAGUUUUGUGUGUGCUUAUGACUGUUACAUGUAUUAUGUCUCACAAACGUAAUUAUUUAUAGCAAUUCUCA
Molecule: messenger RNA, 4991 nt
Organism: Halichondria panicea
Lineage: Eukaryota; Metazoa; Porifera; Demospongiae; Suberitida; Halichondriidae
Product: signal-induced proliferation-associated 1-like protein 3
Exons: 21
Coding region: 260-4822 (1520 amino acids)
Biological process (GO): regulation of small GTPase mediated signal transduction; activation of GTPase activity
Cellular component (GO): cytoplasm
Molecular function (GO): GTPase activator activity
Source: RefSeq, a predicted model, not a curated record